Molecule: messenger RNA, 1725 nt
Organism: Vitis vinifera (wine grape)
Lineage: Eukaryota; Viridiplantae; Streptophyta; Magnoliopsida; Vitales; Vitaceae
Product: phenylalanine N-monooxygenase
Exons: 2
Coding region: 1-1635 (544 amino acids)
Molecular function (GO): iron ion binding; monooxygenase activity; oxidoreductase activity, acting on paired donors, with incorporation or reduction of molecular oxygen
Source: RefSeq, a predicted model, not a curated record
AUGCUUUCUUCAUUUCUCUUUCUUUCCCUAGCUAAUACUGCUACCAAAGACCAUGUCUUGGCUCAUCUCAACUUCGUCUUGCUGCUUUUCUGCGUAUCCAUCUUAGUCAUCUUCACCAAAUUCAAAUCCAACACCAGCACCAGCAGCAAGGGAAUGCACCUUCCUCCAGGCCCAGCUCCAUGGCCACUACUCCGAAAUCUUCCUGACUUACUCAAGAACAAGCCAGUUUUCCGGUGGAUACAUGGAUUCAUGAAAGAAAUGAACACCGAAAUUGCAUGUAUUCAGUUGGGCAACGUUCAUGUUAUACCGGUGAUUUCUCCAGAGAUUAGCAGAGAAUUUUUGAAGAAACAUGACGCAAUAUUUGCGUCCAGGCCUGUUACAAUGGCGUCUGAGUAUUCAAGCGGUGGCUUCUUGACAAUAGCAGUGGUGCCAAAGGGAACGCAGUGGAAGAAGAUGAGAAGGGUUGUUGCUUCUGAUGUCAUUAACGAAACAACAUUUAAGUGGCUGCAUGACAAGAGAGUGGAAGAAGCCGACAAUCUUGUUCGAUUCAUUUAUAACCAGUGUAAAACCUUCACUAGCCCAUCAAUUAUAAAUGUAAGAAACACAGUCCGUCAAUACAGUGGAAACGUCAUUAGGAAGAUGAUCCUCAACACAAGAUACUUUGGCGAAGGAAAGAAAGAUGGAGGACCUGGAAUCGAAGAGGAACAACAUGUUGAAUCCCUCUUCACUGUACUUGCUCACCUCUAUGCAUUCUCUUUGUCUGAUUACUUCCCAUGGAUGAGAGUGCUGGACUUAGAUGGGCAUGAGAAGACUGUAAGGCAGGCUAUGAAUACCAUUGACAAGUACCAUGAUCCCAUCGUGGAGAAUAGAGCAAAACAAUGGAGGAAUGGGGGGAAGAAGGAGGCUGAGGACCUUCUAGACAUUUUCCUUUCAAUCAAGGAUGCACACGGUGAACCACUGCUGUCUGUGGCAGAGAUCAAAGCCCAAUGCACAGAGUUGAUGCUUGCUGCAGUGGAUAAUCCAUCAAACGCAAUAGAGUGGGCAAUGGCAGAGAUGAUCAAUCAACCAGAGGUGUUGCGAAAGGCAGUGGAAGAAAUAAAUAGAGUGGUUGGAAAAGAGAGACUGGUUCAAGAAUCGGACUUUGAGCAGCUCAACUAUGUCAAGGCCUGUGCAAGGGAAGCAUUUCGGCUGCACCCUAUUGCACCCUUCCAUCUCCCCCAUGUCUCCACUUGUGAUGCAGUUGUUGCUGGCUACUUUAUUCCCAAAGGCAGUCAUGUCCUCCUCAGCCGUCUGGGCCUGGGCCGGAACGGUAGAAUCUGGGAAGAACCACUAAGGUUCAAACCGGAGAGGCAUCUGAGUGAAGGUACAGGGAAAAUGGUGGAGUUGACGGAGCCAGACCUUCGAUUCAUUUCCUUCGGCACUGGAAGACGUGGGUGCCCUGGAAAAGCAACGGGGUCUGCCAUGACUGUGAUGCUGCUAGCACGGCUUCUCCAAGGAUUUACUUGGAGUGCACCACCGGAACAAAAGGAGAUUGACCUCUCAGAAUCAAGAAAUGACCUCUCUCUGGAAAAACCACUGCAUGCCGUUGCAAAACCUCGUUUGCAUGCAUCCCUCUACUCAGCUGCUUACCAAUAAAAUAAAACGCUAAAUCUCAGGGAAAACUAUUCCCAAUUGCUUUUGAAGCAAAUAAAUAACAAUAAUUUGGACGUAAUUUUUUAAAUAAGU